UUUUUUUUUUCGUUUUCUGAAUGAAAGAUCUAUCACUCUUCGUAACAAUUGUCUUAUUCUUUUUUUCUUGUAUUUUUGAAUACAAGAAAUUCUCCUUAGUUUCAACAAAACGAAUAGUGCAUGAAUUAUUUCGAAUUUCGAUCGAAUAAUCCAGCAAUAUUAAAAUAUCUCUCUUGCGUAAUAAAUAAUUAAAUAAAUUUAUCGUACGUCAUAUUUAUAAACGAUUCAAUAUUUAUUUAUCGGUUCGUCGAAAAUUAAAAUUCCACAAUGGUUUUUUUGUAAUAAUGAUUUUAUAAGUGAAACAUAAAUAAUAUUUCACUCUAUGUUACAUAAGUAAAAUUUAUUUUCCGAAUCGAUUUUCUCUUUAAUAAAGGAUAGAUAUUGUUCGAAAAAAAAAAAAUAGAAGAAAUAAAAAUUUUGAAUUUUGAAAAUAUCAAGAAGUGUGAUAGAUGUACGAGUAAAAGUAGGGGAGGAGGGAACGAUCCUGACCACUAUAAUCCAACAACCAGUCGGGGGCCAUGACCACGUUGCGACAAGAUUCGGGGCGGAGCAUUUUCCAAAUGCUGUCAAUAUGGAUUCCCACGUUGGUCUCGACUAUAUCGUGGAUAAUCCUGAUUACUGCGUCAAGCUUGCCUCGGCCUUGGACACCGCUUGUCCCUCGGUGAAGAAGCAAGUGGUAGAAUUGCUUUCGGCGUUGUGUGUUUAUAGCCAGGAUGGAAGGCAGAGGGCUAUCGAUACUCUUCACGCGUAUCAGAAGCGAAAAAAUGAACGAUAUCGUUUGCGAAUCGUGGUAGAGGAAUUGCAAAACGCAACCGGAGAAGAUUAUAGGACCGCGUUAUUGGCGUUUAUUAAUUGUUUGGUCAUCUCCACCCCGGUGCUGAAGGAUCGCAUAAGAAUUCGCAACGAGUUCAUCGGUUUGAAGCUCCUUCCGAUUUUGAACGAGCUGCGGAAAAGCCACGCGCCGGAUCUGAGGGUGCAGCUCGACGUUUUCGACGAUCAGCGGGAGGCUGACGAGGAAUUAUCGAAUCACGGACCGCCCGGGAUCGAUCUUUCUUCCCACGUGGACGUUUUUUACGCGAUAUUUGGACAAAUCGCAGACACCCCCCAAGAGAUACCAUUUCUGAGCAUACUUCAACAUCUGUUGCGGCUCGAUCCGAAAGACGCCGCAAGCGAUUUGGCGUGGGACACGGCGGAAACGUUGGUCCACAGAGCGACCCUGUUGGAGAAUCGAGAAGACGCUACCAAGCUGUUGCGUUCGCCUAGCCUUCAGGCGAAUCUGUGCUGCCACUGUCGGGCCACCGAUCAGACGUGCGGGGCAUCGCGAAAAGCGUCGUUAUCGGUGAACAACUCGACGCCGGCACCGGUGCCGCCUCUACCGCCCCCGCCCCCCCCGCCCGCCCCCUCCGCGGAUCAGUCGAGUCGAAACCAAAGCAAUUCUUUCUUUCAACCACCGCCCCCACCUCCCCCGUUUCUUGCCGGGGACGCGACGCGUGCCGAUGCAUCGAUGGAACCACCGCCGAUCCCACCGCCGUUGCACGUGCUGCCUAUCGCCCGAGUGCCCACCCCCGAGCCGCCCAACAAUCACGCGAGGCUGCUGCCGCAACAGGAAAUACCCACCCCCAAGGCAAAAAUGAAAACCAUCAAUUGGAACAAGAUACCUAAUCACAAGGUGAUCGGGAAGCGCAACAUUUGGUCCCUGGUAGCCGACGAGCACCAAAACUCUCCUAUGGCGGAUAUAGAUUGGGCGGAAAUGGAGGGUCUCUUUUGUCAACAAGUACCUCCCGUGUUACCAGCCACCUCCUGCUCCUCCCACGGAACCAACUCGGACGCCGAGAAACGAAGAAGGGAACCGACCGAGAUCGCUCUCCUCGAUGGAAAGAGAAGUUUGAACGUCAAUAUAUUUUUAAAACAAUUUCGAAGCUCGAACGAGGAUAUCAUCCGGCUGAUAAAGGAUGGGAGCCACGACGAGAUCGGGGCCGAGAAGUUGCGCGGCCUUUUGAAAAUUUUGCCCGAGGUGGACGAGCUGGAGAUGCUCAAGAGCUUCGACGGCGACAAGUCGAAGCUAGGAAACGCCGAGAAAUUCUUCCUUCAACUCGUUCAAGUGCCAAAUUACAAACUGCGUAUAGAGUGCAUGCUGUUGAAGGAGGAAUUCGCUGCCAAUAUGAGCUACUUGGAACCGAGCAUCAACUCCAUGAUUCUGGCGGGCGAAGAUCUGAUGACCAACAAACCUCUUCAAGAAGUGUUGUACAUGGUCCUGGUUACUGGAAACUUUCUCAAUUCGGGUGGUUACGCUGGCAACGCUGCGGGGGUAAAAUUGUCCUCUUUGCAAAAAUUGACCGAGAUUCGAGCCAAUAAACCAGGAAUGAAUCUCAUACAUUACGUCGCUCUGCAAGCCGAAAGGAAGAGGAAGGAUUUGUUGGAUUUCGCGAAGAACAUGACUACGUUGGAGGCAGCCACGAAGAGCACAACCGAACAGUUGAGCAACGAAUUCAACGCACUCGACACAAAGAUAAAAAAGAUCAAGGCGCAGAUUAAUUUCCCUUCGACCGAAACCGACAUACAGAAACAGAUGGCACAAUUUUUACAGAUCGCGGAACAAGAGAUGAAUCAGUUGAAACGAGACAUGGAAGAACUGGAAACGUUAAGGCGAUCGCUCGCCGAAUUUUUCUGCGAGGACGGUAACACGUUCAAAAUUGAGGAGUGUUUCAAGAUAUUCCAUCAAUUUUGCCUGAAAUUCAAUCAGGCCGUCGCGGAGAAUGAAAGACGUAGAAUUCAAGAGGAACAGGUAUUGGCAAGGCGCAAGCAACGAGAGGAACAACUUUUGGCUAAAAAACGAUUAUUGACCAACAACCAACAAAUCGAGGCGCCAAUCUCUGAAUCCGAAUGCAAUUUAAUCAAUUACGAUCCUUUCGAUUUUGCUACCGGCUUACCUCAAAGGAAUUACAGUCGUAGCGACGUCAAGAUGAAAAGACUGCAAAACGGUAUCGUCACUUCUGACGAAGAUGUCUCGAUAACCGGAUCACCCAAUAUCCGACGACGUUUGGGCUCUUGUUCAGGUGGGAUCGUCGAUCAACAAUCUACCAAAGAAGAGAUAUACUCACCGGAUGUCACGCCAAACGGCACUCUUCGACGCCGUCGAAGUCGGAUACCUUGCGAGGACGACGACGGUAAUUUAAUGGACUUUUUGAGAACGUCGGGGCAAGACGGUACACGCGAGAGAAAAUCAUGGGGCAGUUUAGAUCGUUCGUGGGCGAGAAGGGCUCGGGGACAAUCUCGAAGAAGCGAUCUGUUGAACGCAGACUUUUCCAUCGAUCGCGAGAGACCUAAUUCUCCGUCCCCCUUGAUCGAGAGCAAACCUUUCUUACAAGAAGAAGAAGCCAAGUCUACAGGGAAAGCAUGGCGGCAAAAAAUUGAGGCGUGGUUGUCGGAGAAUGAAAAAGAAGAUCGGGCAGGGGAAGAGCUUCAAAGGAAGGCGAGACAAUUGCAUCACGCGAAUCGACGAUCUUACGAAGACUCUGAGAGCGAAGGCAAGACGAACGCUCAGAUCGAGGCCAAUCCCACGCGCGAUGCUUAUUCGGAAGUUUACGACUGGCGUCCGUCCGUCGAGAAGACAGACGUGAUACGCACGAUGGAGGCUAUCGAAGAGGCUGAAACGCAUCCAUCGCAAAAGGAUAAAUCUCCUUGGCGAAAAUCCAGCCUAAACGUACCAAACAGCAUGGAAGAGACUGAUCCGCGUUAUUCCCGUAGGCUAAGAUCGAGACUGAGCGCGGAGAACGUUUUAUCCUCUUCGAGCACGUUGCAGUCCAUCAAAGAGGAAGAGAGAAAGAAGAACAAGAUCAACGAUGCCGCGAAUAAUCCAACCUCUCAGGACGAAUUAACGAUCUAUCUGCGACAACCUUACGGCGAGCCCCAACUCGCCGGCUCGAGGAGAUUUCCUUCCAAGCUGAAAAAAGGCGCGGAUGAGGAAAAGAUGAUCGACAAGAUAGAGAUCGAUUCCGAUAAUAUAGAAACACCGCCGGCUACUAGAAAACUAUUCAGCCCGCCGAGAGAGGUGAAACCGGUCGAGAGGGAGCCGUGCAAAAGGGAACGUUGCAACGGUUUCUUUCAAACCAGAGAUUUCAAGAACGCGACGGGAAAAAGUGUAAAUAAUAACGCCGAUUUCGGGACAGGUAAUUUCGAUCGUUAUUCGUCGGCGAGGAGAACGCGAAGGUACAAAAAGAAUCAAGAGAACGGCGCGGAGAAAGAGUCGAAGCAUGAGGUGAUCGACGCCGAUUCGUUCGGGGAGAAACCGGCCGAACGUCCGCACACGCUUCCGUUGUCGGAGGAAGAGGGGCGAGGGAAAUGUUGCCAAACGUCGCCCGUUUGGCAAGAGAAAUCGAAACGGCAAGAUACGUCGAAUUUGUUCGAUAUAGAUACAGCACUGGCGGAGAUCGCUCGUUCCGGUGAGGAUCUUCAACGAUUGUCGCGGCCGUUCACCAAUCGAAACUCGAGAUUACCGGUUAGCCAACCGUCGGCCGUGAUCGCAGUAACGAACACCGUUCUUAGUCCCGUGAUGCAAGAAUCCAGGCCACGCGAGCCUUCUUUAACCGUUCACGCAGAAAGAGCGGUAACUAGUCGCGAACGGCAGAGAAGUAUGAUCGAUCCUAGUCAGGUGAAAGAGACUAUCAGUUUGACCAACAAUCCGCCCAGUCAGGUGAACGAAGAUCGAAACGUCCCGAUCACUUCCCGAUCGCGACAUCAGCUUGCCGAGGACGAAAUCGAUCUGGCCGUCGAAUCGAACGAGAAUAUCCAUCGCGUCAAACGUUCCGAAUCGACGCCGCUUCGAAAUCAAAAUAAAAUGAUGCAAGACGCGCCGCGAUCCAAUCACGACGGCUCUACUUUUCAUCCUACCUACGCCUCGUCCCCUCACCUGAACGUCCCUAACUCCACCUCUCACCACUCUUUCUCUUCUCUGCCCCCCACCGGUAAAGUUCGAGAUCAAGAGAUGAACGACGAGGGUUUCGAGGAGACGCAAAGUUUAGUUUCGGAAACCUUGAGUCAAGAGACGUCCUCUGGAAAUUACGAAACGGACACCCAUGAUUCAACUCGAUGCUCGCCGGCCGAAUUGCGUUACGGUGGAGUCGAUUCAAACAAUCCUUCGGUAAUGGUUCAACCCGCCAUCGAUGCCAAAUCAUUGGGUGACCACAAUUCGGCCAAUCCGAUUGGAGGAAAUCCGUUGAAGCCGACAAAAACGUCCGCCGCGCCAUCUACGAUCAAAGCCAACUCGUUAAAGCACACCGUUGAAAAAUCUAGCUUUCUCCCGAAACGAGCCAACAGUUUGAAGCGAGAUGUUGGAAAGGCGGAAACUAUGCAACGAAAUUCGAUCUCGACCAACAAUAACAACAACAACAAUCAAAUGAGAAACGAGGUGGAACGUUCGGGAUCGAGGAGCAGUCUUCGAAGUUCCCGAAGCUCGUUGAACAGCGCCACGUCUGUGAACACCGUGCGAAACUUAGUACCGAAUCACGCACCUCUGCGCACCUACACGUCCGCGAUUUGCGCAUUGACCAACGAUCUGCGAAAGAGUCCAUCUCACAAUCCGUUGCCGUUGAAGAACAACGAGAAACGUCGUACGAAUCCACGUUCCACGACGAUAAGCAGAAUACCGGCGAGCAGAAGUAGCAGCAGUGGAAGUAGCGUGGGUCCGACGGCGAGAACUGUUCGCAAAUCUCUCGGUUCGAGCAUCGACGCGCAAAAAAGAAACAAGGGAGGACGAGCGAUCGCUUCGCGUAGCAGCAGCAGCGGAAGCGGCAGCAGCGUGGGACCGUUAUCCGCUCCGUUGAAUCGCGUCAACGUUGAAAAAGCGGCGACGCCUUCGGCUACCAAAAGUAAAUUGAUCCAUCCGAGAGCCGGGGCCAAGAAUCAUAGUUUCAUGAGGCCGACCGCAGCGAGCGUGAACAAAGGUUCCAUACCUAAUUUGCCGAGGAGCAUCAAAAGUUUGGUUAAGUGAAGUGACGUGUGAAAGAAGAGGGGGGGGGGGAAGAAAGGCUAUAGUUUGUUAACGGAUUGCUGUAGCUUUAUAUGUAUACAUAUGUACAUAUCGUUACCGUUUUUUUUUUUUCUUUUAUUCUCAAAGAGUUAAUAUUCAAUGGGAUAUCCCUUGAUUUUUAAAUCGUUGAUAGUUUGACAUAGUUCAGAUUGACAAAAAGAAAAGCAUGCAUCGAUUUUUACUUUGAAAAAGACAUCGUUUUAAAGGGCAUUUAAUAUACAAUCGUGUUAAGAUCGUUUCGAAUUCGUAUUUCGUUGGAAAAUAUACGUAUAUCGAGCAUUUAUUCGAAGAAGAAGAAAAAGAACGUUUGAUCGUGAUUACGUUGAUCAUUUUGAACGGAUUCAUUCGAAAAUGAGAACGAUCGAAAAAUCAAAGAAAAGCGUCACGCUUCGAAACUCGAAUACCACGUUCGUUAAAGUGCAAGUAUACUUACUUACUUCAUAGUUCAUAGUUUGAAACAUUGUUGAAUUACGAGCAACGAAACAAUGCAAAAAUAUAACUUAUAAUCAUCUGUAUCGACCGUGUAUUUUGUGAAAGCUGGCGCGAAACGUCCUAUAAUUUAUGAUAUUCUAGCUAACGUACCGAUGAUAAAAUUGCAUGCGCAUAUAAUCAAACAGAAAUUUACUAAUAAUUAAUCUCGCUCGCGCGAAUGUUGCCGAUAACGAAUAAUAAAUAAACGUUGCAAAUAACAUAAUUGUUCGAAAAAGAAAAAAAAAAAAAAAAAAAA
Apis mellifera (honey bee) is the source of this 6755-nucleotide messenger RNA. RefSeq lists its product as uncharacterized. The transcript is spliced from 26 exons. Gene Ontology annotation, biological process: cellular component organization. The record is from RefSeq and is a predicted model, not a curated record. Lineage: Eukaryota; Metazoa; Arthropoda; Insecta; Hymenoptera; Apidae. Bases 572 to 5989 code for a protein of 1805 amino acids. Gene Ontology annotation, molecular function: actin binding.